Messenger RNA from Armigeres subalbatus, 7432 nucleotides. RefSeq names its product pre-mRNA-processing-splicing factor 8 (gene Prp8). The record is from RefSeq and is a predicted model, not a curated record. The coding region runs from base 162 to 7313 and encodes 2383 amino acids. Gene Ontology annotation, molecular function: U5 snRNA binding; U1 snRNA binding; metallopeptidase activity. The transcript is spliced from 7 exons. Gene Ontology annotation, biological process: spliceosomal tri-snRNP complex assembly; mRNA splicing, via spliceosome. NCBI's taxonomy places the organism in Eukaryota, Metazoa, Arthropoda, Insecta, Diptera, Culicidae. Gene Ontology annotation, cellular component: U5 snRNP; catalytic step 2 spliceosome.
UUGUGUGUCAAAAUUUGUGAAAAGUCGAACAUCGCAAAAACGUUUUGCUGGAACGCGUUUUCAGUGCUUAAUUUUCACUAUAUUUGCGUAGAAAAUCCCGAUAAAACCGAUGAAAAAAUAGUUUAUUUUGUGUAGCAGUUGUCCACGUAUCCGGUAACAAAAUGGCUCUUCCGCCAUACAUGAUACCGCCAAAUCAAUGGGCCGCCCACAUGAUGGCCCAACAGCAGGCAUUUGCCGUGCAGCAAGCCCAGGCUCAGCAGCAGCAUCAAGCGGCUGCGGCUCAGAUGCACGCUCAACAGCUGGCUGCCACGCAGAUGCAAAUACCACCACCGAUGGGACACAUCCCGCCUCCAGGACCGCCGAAGCCAGACAUUGUUCUAUCAGAGGAAAAACUGAUCGAGAAGGCUCAGAAGUGGCAACAGCUUCAAACGAAGAGGUUCGCCGAGAAGCGAAAGUUUGGUUUCAUCGAUGCCCAGAAGGAAGACAUGCCACCGGAACACAUUCGAAAGAUCAUUAGAGACCACGGCGACAUGACUAGUAGAAAGUACCGACACGACAAAAGAGUCUAUUUGGGGGCGUUGAAGUACAUGCCUCAUGCGGUCAUGAAAUUGUUAGAGAAUAUGCCCAUGCCGUGGGAACAGAUUCGAGACGUACCGGUUCUGUAUCACAUCACUGGAGCAAUUACGUUCGUAAACGAAAUUCCAUGGGUGAUCGAGCCGGUGUACAUUGCCCAGUGGGGCACCAUGUGGAUUAUGAUGCGUCGAGAGAAGCGUGAUCGUCGCCACUUCAAACGAAUGCGAUUCCCACCGUUCGAUGACGAAGAACCGCCGCUAGACUAUGCGGAUAACGUUUUGGAUGUGGAACCGCUGGAGGCUAUUCAGAUCGAACUGGAUGCCGAUGAAGAUGCCAGCGUGCACGAUUGGUUCUACGAGCACCGACCACUAAUCGGAACUCCGUAUGUGAAUGGGUCAACCUACAGAAAAUGGAAUUUGGCUCUGCCACAGAUGGCAACACUCUAUCGACUGGCCAACCAACUGUUAACCGAUUUGGUGGAUAGCAACUUUUUCUAUCUGUUCGAUCCGAAGAGUUUCUUCACGGCUAAAGCUCUGAACAUGGCUAUUCCUGGAGGACCAAAGUUUGAACCACUAAUCAAAGACCACAACGUCGGGGACGAGGAUUGGAAUGAGUUCAACGACAUCAACAAGAUCAUUAUCCGACAGCCUAUCCGGACGGAGUAUAGGAUUGCUUUUCCGUAUCUGUAUAACAAUAUGCCACAUUUUGUGCAUUUGUGCUGGUAUCAUACACCUAAUGUGGUCUUCAUUAAAACCGAGGAUCCUGAUCUACCAGCAUUCUAUUUCGACCCGCUGAUUAAUCCGAUUGCUCACCGCCAUGCCGUGAAAUCAACGGAACCUCUACCGGAUGAUGACGAGGAGUUCACCCUGCCGGAGGAAGUCCAGCCGUUCCUCCAGGAUACGCCGCUCUACACGGAUAACACAGCGAAUGGAAUUUCGCUCUUGUGGGCGCCUCGUCCGUUCAAUCUACGCUCGGGACGUUGCCGCCGAGCGAUUGACAUCCCAUUAGUCAAAAACUGGUACAAAGAGCACUGUCCCCCGAAUCAUCCGGUCAAGGUUCGUGUCAGCUACCAAAAGUUGCUCAAAUACUACGUACUCAACGCUUUGAAGCACCGCAAGCCAAAGCCUCAGAAGAAGCGCUAUCUGUUCCGGUCGUUCAAAGCUACCAAGUUCUUCCAAACCACUACGCUGGACUGGGUUGAAGCCGGGCUCCAAGUGUGCCGCCAAGGCUACAACAUGCUGAACUUAUUGAUUCAUCGUAAAAAUCUCAACUAUCUUCAUCUGGAUUAUAACUUCAACUUGAAACCGGUGAAAACCCUCACAACUAAGGAACGUAAAAAGUCACGUUUCGGUAACGCGUUCCAUCUGUGUCGAGAAAUUUUGCGUCUCACCAAACUGAUCAUCGAUUCCCAUGUCCAGUACCGAUUGAACAACGUGGAUGCUUUCCAGCUGGCCGAUGGACUGCAGUACAUUUUCGCACACGUCGGCCAACUGACCGGAAUGUAUCGCUACAAGUACAAGCUGAUGCGGCAGAUCCGCAUGUGUAAGGAUUUGAAGCAUUUGAUCUACUAUCGGUUCAAUACGGGUCCCGUUGGCAAAGGUCCCGGCUGUGGUUUCUGGGCGCCCGGAUGGCGUGUUUGGUUGUUCUUCAUGCGUGGCAUCACACCGCUGCUGGAACGUUGGUUAGGCAAUUUACUCUCCCGUCAGUUCGAGGGUCGACAUUCGAAGGGGGUCGCCAAAACGGUUACCAAGCAGAGAGUCGAGUCACACUUCGAUCUGGAACUGCGUGCCUCGGUUAUGCAUGACAUCGUGGACAUGAUGCCGGAAGGUAUCAAGCAGAAUAAAGCUCGAACCAUACUGCAGCACCUGUCCGAGGCCUGGCGCUGCUGGAAAGCCAACAUUCCAUGGAAGGUGCCCGGGUUGCCAAUUCCGAUUGAGAACAUGAUUCUGCGGUACGUCAAGAUGAAGGCCGAUUGGUGGACAAACACGGCUCAUUACAAUCGUGAGCGUAUUCGCCGGGGAGCCACCGUUGACAAAACCGUUUGCAAAAAGAAUCUCGGUCGGUUGACGCGUCUCUACCUGAAGGCCGAACAGGAGCGGCAGCAUAAUUACCUAAAGGAUGGUCCAUAUAUUUCCCCCGAGGAAGCCGUUGCCAUUUAUACCACAACGGUUCAUUGGUUGGAAUCGCGCCGAUUUGCGCCGAUUCCGUUCCCUCCACUUUCGUAUAAGCAUGACACGAAGUUGCUGAUUCUGGCCCUGGAACGAUUGAAGGAAGCUUACAGUGUCAAGUCUCGCUUGAAUCAGAGCCAACGUGAGGAGCUGGGGUUGAUCGAACAGGCCUACGACAAUCCGCAUGAAGCGCUCUCCAGAAUCAAACGUCAUCUGCUGACGCAGCGUGCUUUCAAAGAGACUGGUAUUGAAUUCAUGGAUCUGUACAGUCACCUGAUCCCGGUGUACGAUGUCGAGCCAUUGGAGAAAAUCACCGAUGCUUACCUGGAUCAAUAUUUGUGGUACGAAGCGGAUAAGCGACGCUUGUUCCCACCGUGGAUCAAACCUAGCGAUACCGAGCCACCUCCGUUGCUGGUCUACAAGUGGUGUCAAGGAAUCAACAACCUGCAGGAAGUAUGGGACGUCUCCGAGGGCGAAUGCAAUGUCCUGUUGGAAUCCCGCUACGAAAAACUGUACGAAAAGAUCGAUUUGACUCUGCUGAAUCGACUGCUCCGUCUGAUCGUGGAUCACAACAUUGCCGAUUACAUGACCGCCAAGAACAACGUGGUCAUCAACUACAAGGACAUGAACCACACCAACAGCUACGGCAUCAUCCGAGGUCUACAGUUUGCCUCGUUCAUUGCCCAAUAUUAUGGGUUGGUGUUAGAUCUGUUGGUGCUUGGUUUGCAACGAGCCAGCGAAAUGGCCGGUCCACCACAAAUGCCAAACGAUUUCCUCACGUUCCAGGAUGUGGCCACCGAGUCGUGUCACCCCAUUAGGCUGUACUGUCGGUACGUGGAUCGGAUUCAUAUCUUUUUCCGGUUUACUGCAGAGGAGGCGAGAGAUUUAAUUCAGCGAUACUUGACGGAGCAUCCCGAUCCGAACAAUGAGAACAUUGUCGGAUAUAACAACAAGAAGUGCUGGCCAAGAGAUGCUAGGAUGCGCUUGAUGAAGCACGAUGUUAACUUAGGUCGGGCGGUGUUUUGGGAUAUUAAAAAUCGUUUGCCACGAUCGGUCACCACUGUUCAGUGGGACAACACAUUCGUUUCAGUCUACUCCAAGGACAAUCCCAACUUGCUGUUCAAUAUGUGCGGAUUUGAGUGCAGAAUCCUUCCCAAAUGCCGUACCCAAAACGAAGAGUUUACUCAUCGUGACGGGGUCUGGAAUUUGCAGAAUGAGGUAACCAAGGAACGAACGGCACAAUGUUUCCUAAGGGUAGACGACGAAUCACUGUCUCGAUUCCACAAUCGUGUCCGUCAGAUUCUGAUGGCCUCCGGUUCAACAACAUUCACAAAGAUUGUGAAUAAGUGGAAUACUGCUCUGAUUGGGUUGAUGACCUAUUUCCGUGAGGCAGUUGUCAACACACAGGAGCUGCUUGAUUUGUUGGUGAAGUGCGAAAACAAAAUUCAGACUCGUAUCAAAAUUGGUCUGAAUUCGAAAAUGCCUUCGAGAUUCCCGCCGGUGGUUUUCUACACGCCCAAAGAGUUGGGCGGAUUGGGAAUGUUGAGUAUGGGACAUGUGUUGAUUCCACAAUCGGAUCUUCGGUGGUCGAAGCAAACUGAUGUGGGCAUUACCCAUUUCCGGUCGGGUAUGUCUCACGACGAGGAUCAGCUGAUUCCCAACUUGUAUCGGUACAUUCAGCCGUGGGAAAGUGAGUUCAUCGAUUCGCAACGUGUAUGGGCCGAAUACGCUUUGAAGAGACAGGAAGCGAAUGCACAGAAUAGACGAUUGACGCUGGAGGAUCUGGAAGACAGCUGGGAUCGUGGUAUCCCUAGGAUCAAUACGCUGUUCCAGAAAGAUCGACAUACGUUAGCGUAUGAUAAGGGAUGGAGAAUUAGGACAGAGUUCAAGCAGUAUCAGGUGUUGAAACAGAAUCCUUUCUGGUGGACCCAUCAACGUCACGACGGUAAGCUGUGGAACUUAAACAACUAUCGCACGGACAUGAUCCAAGCGUUGGGUGGUGUGGAAGGUAUAUUAGAACACACACUAUUCAAGGGAACGUACUUCCCCACGUGGGAAGGUCUUUUCUGGGAAAAGGCAUCGGGUUUCGAAGAAUCUAUGAAGUACAAGAAGUUAACCAAUGCACAACGUUCCGGUUUGAACCAGAUUCCGAACCGUCGUUUCACCUUGUGGUGGUCACCGACGAUCAAUCGAGCCAAUGUGUACGUUGGUUUCCAAGUGCAGUUGGAUUUGACCGGCAUUUUUAUGCACGGUAAAAUUCCGACACUGAAGAUUUCGUUGAUUCAAAUCUUCAGAGCUCACUUGUGGCAGAAAAUUCACGAAUCGAUAGUCAUGGAUUUGUGCCAGGUGUUUGAUCAGGAGUUGGACGCGCUGGAAAUCGAAACUGUACAGAAGGAGACCAUCCAUCCUAGGAAGUCUUACAAGAUGAACUCAUCUUGUGCAGAUAUCCUGCUUUUCCCAGCUUAUAAAUGGAACGUGUCCCGACCAUCGCUUCUAGCCGAUACUAAAGAUACCAUGGACAACACAACCACUCAGAAGUAUUGGCUGGAUGUGCAGCUCCGGUGGGGUGACUAUGAUUCCCACGAUGUCGAGCGUUACGCAAGAGCCAAGUUUUUGGAUUACACAACGGACAAUAUGUCGAUCUACCCAUCACCAACUGGAGUUUUGAUCGCGAUUGAUUUAGCAUACAAUUUGCACAGUGCCUAUGGAAAUUGGUUCCCCGGUUGCAAACCAUUGAUUCAACAAGCCAUGGCGAAGAUCAUGAAGGCCAAUCCAGCUCUGUAUGUACUUCGUGAGCGUAUUCGCAAAGCACUACAACUGUACAGUUCGGAGCCGACUGAACCCUACUUGUCCUCGCAAAACUACGGAGAACUCUUCUCGAAUCAAAUUAUUUGGUUCGUGGACGAUACCAACGUGUACCGAGUAACGAUUCAUAAGACAUUUGAAGGUAAUUUAACAACCAAACCCAUCAACGGAGCUAUUUUCAUCUUCAACCCGAGAACAGGACAAUUGUUCUUGAAGAUUAUUCACACUUCGGUAUGGGCAGGCCAGAAGCGUCUUGGACAGUUAGCUAAGUGGAAGACCGCUGAAGAAGUAGCUGCGUUGAUUCGGUCCCUUCCCGUUGAAGAACAGCCGAAGCAGAUCAUUGUCACCCGAAAGGGUAUGUUGGAUCCUCUUGAGGUGCAUCUGCUCGAUUUCCCGAACAUCGUGAUCAAGGGUUCCGAACUCCAACUGCCGUUCCAGGCAUGUUUGAAGGUCGAGAAGUUCGGCGAUUUGAUUCUGAAGGCAACCGAGCCGCAAAUGGUUCUGUUCAAUUUGUACGACGACUGGUUGAAAACGAUCUCAUCCUACACCGCUUUCUCACGAUUAAUUCUGAUCCUGCGUGCCUUGCAUGUCAAUACCGAGAGAACCAAAGUUAUCCUUAAGCCGGAUAAAACUACCAUUACUGAAGCUCAUCAUAUUUGGCCAACUCUCAGCGAUGAAGAGUGGAUUAAGGUUGAGGUGCAGCUAAAGGAUUUAAUUCUUGCAGAUUAUGGAAAGAAGAAUAACGUCAAUGUGGCCUCUCUAACUCAGUCCGAAAUUCGUGACAUCAUUCUUGGUAUGGAGAUAUCGGCGCCAUCAGCUCAACGUCAACAGAUCGCAGAAAUUGAAAAACAAACUAAGGAACAGUCACAACUCACUGCAACUACCACCAGAACCACCAACAAACAUGGCGAUGAGAUUAUAACAUCGACAACCAGCAAUUACGAAACCACAACAUUCAGUUCCAAAACAGAAUGGCGUGUUCGAGCCAUUUCCGCCACGAACCUCCACCUCCGAACAAACCACAUCUACGUUAGUUCGGACGACAUUAAGGAAACUGGAUACACUUACAUCCUGCCGAAAAACAUUCUCAAAAAGUUCGUCACAAUUUCCGAUCUCCGGGCCCAAAUAGCCGGCUAUCUGUAUGGCGUAAGCCCGCCUGAUAAUCCUCAGGUCAAAGAAAUCCGCUGCAUCGUGAUGCCUCCGCAGUGGGGAACCCAUCAACAGAUUAACCUUCCCAACACUCUUCCCACCCAUCAGUAUCUCAAGGACAUGGAACCGCUUGGCUGGAUUCAUACUCAGCCGAACGAAUUGCCGCAGCUGUCGCCCCAGGACAUCACAACUCACGCCAAAAUCAUGUCCGAGAACACCACGUGGGACGGAGAGAAAACCAUCAUCAUCACGUGCUCAUUCACGCCCGGUUCCUGUUCGCUAACGGCCUACAAACUUACCCCGUCUGGGUACGAGUGGGGCCACAAGAACACCGACAAGGGAAACAACCCCAAGGGUUAUCUCCCGUCGCACUACGAACGGGUGCAAAUGCUGCUGUCGAACAAGUUCCUCGGAUUCUUCAUGGUACCGGCCCAGGCCAGUUGGAACUACAACUUCAUGGGUGUGCGGCACGAUCCGAACAUGAAGUACGAACUGCAGCUGGCCAAUCCGAAGGAGUUCUACCACGAAGUGCACAGGCCGUCGCAUUUCUUGCUGUUCUCCAGCUUGGAGGAAGGCGCCGACGGAAACGGCGCAGACAGGGAAGAUCUGUUUGCGUAAUUUGACGGCAAACGUGAAAGACUUACUUUAGAACUUUAUUUUAAGAUUAUUAAUAAGUAGCUGUGUAAAUAGUCGAUUGGUUAUUUGACGGUAUCAAUAAUAAAUAGUUUACAAUAAUA